AUGUCCUCGCCGCCUAGCGGAGAAAGCGCAAUUUUCCUCCACCAUAUAUACCGCCCCAAAUUUCGAAACCCACCAUUUUUGCGCCGGAAUGUGCGCAAAGUUCUUCGUUCAUUGAGUAGUAUGGGAGGAACUAUCUCAUCACUUAGGGAUUCACUCGGCCUAGCCGAGCAGGAUGACGAUGAAGAUGCGCGACCUCCAAAGCGGAGGAGAAUCAACAAAUAUGACCCUCCACCAGACCCCUUUUCCGCUCAAAACCAUUCGGGUCCUCAAAAUAGGAAACCAUCUAGUCAUGUGACAUAUGAGAGCGCAAGUCGACCCUUAAAGGCUCUAGAGCCCUCCAGUUUCUAUGGCGACUUCCACCAGGAAGCCUCUGUUGGGCGGGCAGAAACCCCCCUGGAGUCAUCUAUCAGUGGCAAGUACAUUAGCAAAAUCUUGCCCGUCACCCCGGUAGACUUUGAGAGGUCGUUGCAUAUCGACCUUGAUGGCAUAUGUCCCUUGCCCACUGGGAAGGAAUACCCAGAAACCAUUCGCCGGCAGAUGCAGUCGGUCAAUAUCAGAUGCGAUUGCACAGUUGCUAUCUUCUAUGCCAAGGACAAAGACGACCCGGAACAAGGCCAGUAUUCCGAAACUUGCCGAAGUGUCAAGCGGUGCACAUUGCGUGUAACCAUCGGAGUUGACAGCGAGAUGAAGAGCGAGUUUCAACAUCUUGAACCGUUUGUUUUCAGCCAACAAGAAUUCUAUGUCAAUAGAAAAUCUAGGGCCUCGGGGAAAAUACAGUAUACUUCUGGUCUGGCCGACGAUUACCAUGUUCAGGUUUCGAUACGCCCCGUUGGCUUUCAGAAAGCUUGGCCCCCUGUCCGCGUUCCUGUUUUAGCAGACUUAAAAGACGAUAGCCUAGCUCUCCAAUUAGGUGUCGUAUCGAAAUCGCUUGAGGAGGGACGGGCAGUCAACAACGACUUAAGUCUUUCUUGUGUAACAGAUAAUCUAUUAAACCCCAAGCUGCAAAAUCAAGCUACAAAGCUAGCUUUGUGCCACGGUGGCUUAGAGCAACCUCUGGAUUAUGUUCUCAACUUAAAGAUCCAAUGGGCACUUCCUAAUCCUAGGAUAGUUAGGUCUACCUAUCCCUCGACGUCCAACACUGCCACAGAUUCACUCCUUUCGGCUCCACGGAGACCAGACGAAACUCCAAUCUCUAACAGCUCCCGCUCUCCUAGGCACCGGCCUAAUGUCGCUACAUAUAACCUUAAGACCUUGAGUGCCCAAGCUCAGGGGCGCUCCCCAAGGGCCCCUAGGAGAAAGGACGUGGGUUCUCGAUUUAGCAAUAUAGAUGGAACCACCGUUACAUAUAGCUUCGGAAGAGCAGAUGCAGCGGAAGCGGGUGUCAAACAACAGACCACGGUACCUGGGUUGAACUGCCCCUUCUGCAACUGUCGGCACAGAUCCGUUAGCCAUCUACGGCUGCAUCUGCGCAAUGAACAUGAAGCGUUUAAGUUCUCAGUACGCCGGGUUGAUCCCCCUAGAGUAGCCUUUUUCGUGGAGAUACUGCCGGCAAAAUCCCGUCCUGCUUUAACUCGGGAAGUACAGCGGACCUUUCAGUUAGGCAAGACUUUGACACUAUUCGACCUUGAAAGCUACCUUAGCGGGGAUAACUCUUGGAUAAAAACCCGCCGGGGAAUGCAGCACAACUUAUUGCCGGGACAUAUCGCUCAAGAGGACGAUAACUCCUCAUCAUCCUCAUCGCUGCACGAGUCACGGUAUAGCUCUCCGAACACGUCUCUUCAUACAGAUGAACCCGGGGAGCUUUGCAAGGCCAACAGUCCUGCAAAAUUGCCAAUAAGGCCACACAGAGUAGUAUACGUUCCGGCGACGACUAAACCACUCUAUCACACCGUCACCAAGCAGUUACUGAAACCUGGACACGAGCUUCCGAGCAGUGAUGACGAAAAGGAUGAGGAUUGGCUUCAUCAGAAGCAUCGCGACGGCAUAAACGAUUUCACCGACCUUGCUGACCACGAAAAAGAAUAUAUCAAUCAGUGGAACCCAUUCACCAUGAAGGAGCAACACAACUGCCCCAGGUACCUUCCAGACGCCAUGCUCCGGUUUGUGGAGGCGAACAAGACCUGGCUUGGGGAGAAAAGCUCGAGGCGGCGCGAGUUCAUCCUGCAAUGUUCAGUAUUCAUCAUGCGCGGGGUUAUAACUCAGGCAGAUUUCUCGGCCUGUAUAGAGAUCCUAAGGCAAGCGCACAAUACGCAAAUGGAUGUGGAUCCAGCUACAAAUGCAGGCGAGAAGGGAAAUCCAGUCAGACCUGCGAAACUUCGAGGCCCCUUAUCUUGUGCCUGUGGUGGGCUCACUGAGCUUGUCGACCGGGUUGCCUGUCGUGGAAACCUCAAAAAUGUUGGUAUAUCGCUUUACGGAAAUUGCAGAAGCUUGCUAGAUCGUUUGCUGACAUGA
Molecule: messenger RNA, 2451 nt
Organism: Venustampulla echinocandica
Lineage: Eukaryota; Fungi; Ascomycota; Leotiomycetes; Helotiales; Pleuroascaceae
Exons: 1
Coding region: 1-2451 (816 amino acids)
Cellular component (GO): nucleus
Molecular function (GO): chromatin DNA binding
Source: RefSeq, a predicted model, not a curated record